AUGCGAGAGAAGCGGGACGGGAUACACCCAGUGGAGCUUGGUACUUUGGGUGACAAUCCCGGGCUCUUUCUGCAGGUUCUGGCGGCACCUCUCUAUGUGCGCAUACUACUCGUCGAGGCCAGUGGACUCGCCGCGUUCGGAAGCUGCACACUCCGACUACAAUUCGCAACGUUAUCGCAAACACCCCUCAAAUCCCUCCACGUUGAGGUCAAAUACGAAGUCUACGACGCGCUCUCGACCCCCCUCACCGCCUCUAUCGGCGCGCACUUCCCCCACCUCACCACCCUCCACAUCCACGCGCCCGCGCCCCACCUCCUCGGACGGAUCCCGUCCAUCGCAGGCCCGUCCCUCUCCGGCAUCGUCGCCCCGCUCCUGCCCCUCCGCGCGCUGCAGUCCGUCGCGCUCGACCUGCCCCGGUUCCGCGUCGCGUACACGAACGACGACCUCGCCGCGCUCGCCGCCACGUGGCCGGACCUCCGCGCGUUCCGCCUCGCGUGCGCGACGACGCCCGACAAGCGCGCGCGCCUGGACGCGCUCCCCGCGUUCGUGGGCGCGUGCGCACACCUGCGCGCGCUGCGUCUGCCGGAGGUGGACUUUCCGUGGGUGCCGCUCGAGGCGCUUGCGGGCGGCGCGCCGGCGGGCGGGUACGCGCGGUUGACGACAUUGGAGAUCGCGGGCGUGGUGGUGCCGCCGGUGCCGGACAUUGGAGACGUAGUUGCGGCAGAGCUGCAGAAGGUUUUCCCUCGGGUCGAGCAUUGGGCGAGGUGCCCGAUCGUUGUGCGGGUGUGA
This is a messenger RNA of Epithele typhae, 789 nucleotides long. RefSeq lists its product as uncharacterized. Lineage: Eukaryota; Fungi; Basidiomycota; Agaricomycetes; Polyporales; Epitheliaceae. The transcript has 5 exons. The record is from RefSeq and is a predicted model, not a curated record. Bases 1 to 789 code for a protein of 262 amino acids.